This is a messenger RNA of Kickxella alabastrina, 1068 nucleotides long. RefSeq lists its product as uncharacterized. Bases 378 to 761 code for a protein of 127 amino acids. Lineage: Eukaryota; Fungi; Kickxellomycota; Kickxellomycetes; Kickxellales; Kickxellaceae. The transcript has a single exon. The record is from RefSeq and is a predicted model, not a curated record.
AGCCUGGGCCAGCCUGAUCUCAAGCCGAUCCAGGUCAAACGUUGUGUGCCACGCACGCAAAAACGAGUUGCCAAUGACCCACCGAUUGAGAUCGGGGCUCAUGCUUGCGGCAAACGCAGUGACGCACCGGUCCUUCCCUACACGCAGAAUAUAGUGAUUGGCUUUAUGGCAAAUGUCUCGCCGCCAAAGCCAAACUUUACCGUGGGCUUGUCAUUCUUGUAACAAUCAAUGGCGUACAGUCCGUAUUCGUCGUAUAGGGGCACUGCGCCAAGGAACUGGUUGACCAUAUCGGCAUCAAACGCGGGCAAAACUAUAAGUGACGUGCCAGUAUCGAUGAUGGCAGUCUGACUGGUGAGAUUAGGCACGGGUUGUCGUUUAUGAACAGGCCGUUGAGCUCGACCUCCCAGUACAUCUUACGCACCAACGGGAGGGUGCGUACCUUGCCCUCAAAGCGACUAGGGUUGACGCCGCCCAGGACCACCUCGCCACCGGCGUGCUGCCCAUUCCGACCCUCCUUGACCCAAAACGAGAAAACGGGCUUUUCUAAAAGCCCCUCGCGCGCCAUAACAAAGAUCGGCGGCUUUGACUGCGUACGCGACAAUUGGGAAAUCCGAGGCCAAAGACACCAUCAAAAUGUGUUGAGCGGAAAAACUUGCCCAUAUGCGUGGCUAGUCCGACGUGCACGCCGGGAACAGACACGUCGCCGAUGUGCAGAGUGUCCGAACCAACCUGGCCCAUCAGCCCACCGGUGCCGUAGUUGAGCGAAAACGGCAAAUGCGACGUGAUGAAUGUGUGGACGUCGACGAGUUAAACCGCGAGUGGGCCAGGCAGGCGGUGGAUCGCAGUUGAUGGAGGGGAUCCAAAAGUCGGAGCUUCCGUAUCAAAAACCACGCUGAAUUUUUGCGGUGGCGUGCCCAGCUCAAUGCUGCCAAAGUAGCUCUGAAACCCGCGGUUGCCUGGCGGCACGCAGCGUCUGUCUUGUUGGUGUUGGCCUGGAAUGAGCUCAGCCGGAUGGUUAUUAUUUUUGCGUCCUUCUUGAGCCACCGCUGCCCAAGUCAUCAUCUGCUG